AUGCCCGACUACCCGGUCAAUGUCAAGACACUACGCGCCUAUAGAAAAGAUCGAACACCUUCUGUGGAGGCUAUAAAAGAUAUGAUGAAAAAACUGGCCACCAUUGAAGAAUCACUAUCUUUUAUGAGUCUACAGUUAAAAGAGAUUUGCUACGAACAAAAGGCUCCUCGGGACCCAGGCGUGAUUUCCAUGAACGACGAUUUGAAUACCAAGAAGGCAUGGGGGUUUGAUAUGGAGAACUACCUGAUCAGCUCUCAUUUUACUGCCUCUCAGAGUAAAAUUGCUGUCAUUCCUCACAUGGAUUCUAGCUAUCGACAGUGGUAUCGAGUAUACAGAACAACUAGCCAGCCAAAAUUAGUUGUUAAUGACCCUUUUUUGUGUUUUUGGAAACAUUUAAUACUAAAUAUGCUAACUUCACAAAAUAAGAUUAAUGCAAGAUUCUAA
Messenger RNA from Phycomyces blakesleeanus NRRL 1555(-), 444 nucleotides. RefSeq lists its product as hypothetical. The record is from RefSeq and is a predicted model, not a curated record. The transcript is spliced from 4 exons. The coding region runs from base 1 to 444 and encodes 147 amino acids. Lineage: Eukaryota; Fungi; Mucoromycota; Mucoromycetes; Mucorales; Phycomycetaceae.